Molecule: messenger RNA, 1269 nt
Organism: Cavenderia fasciculata
Lineage: Eukaryota; Evosea; Eumycetozoa; Acytosteliales; Cavenderiaceae
Gene: sigL-2
Product: EGF-like domain-containing protein
Exons: 3
Coding region: 1-1269 (422 amino acids)
Source: RefSeq, a predicted model, not a curated record
AUGAUUGCCAUUUUGGCUUUAUUCCAACUUUUCCAAGGUUUAGGUAAAGGAGAUUGUCAAGAGAAUUGGCAAUGUGGAAAUGCACCAUUUUCAAUUUGUCAAAGUAAACUAAAUGUGUAUAGAGGCAUUGGUUUCGAUGAAGAGUCUGGUCAAUUAAUCUUUAUGGGGAAGUUUAAUGGCUCUAAUGGGCCAGUAGGAGCAACUCAUAUCGUUCAAAUGCCCAAAACUGGUGGUUCCAUUUCAUCAAAGUUCCCAAUCCUCUCGGAUAUUGAACAAGGUUCUGGCUAUAGUUUUGCUUACAUGUUAAAUGCUUGGUUAACAAAAUCAAAUGUUGCUUGGAUCUCUGCUGCUCAAAGAAUGGCUCCUGCCGUUGGUCCUUAUAAUCCUACUACUAAAACUUUAGAGGGAAUUUGGUAUACAAGAGGAUUUAAUCUUGGAUUAUUAUUUGAUGAAAUUAAUUCAAGAACAUUUGUUUGCGAGUUUGAUGUAAAUAGAUACAAUUUAAUUCCAAAGGUCAUUGAAGAUCGUUUUAUUGCACCGAUUACCAUGUAUCGUGGACAACAAUGUAGAUUCUUGGGUGUGGUUGGUAAUGAUUUGUAUCUUGCAUCUAUGCAAUAUGGAGAGGAAUCUGUCAGCACUACCAUCUUCAAGGGUUCAAUUAAUUGUGUCAAUUGUACAGCUGCCAAUUUGGUUUCAUUUAUGGUAUUUCCAGAUGAAAUUUCAGCCUUCCAUGUAUCGUCUACUCAUUUCUAUUUUGGAGGUCGUCGUGUCUAUAGCCCAACCUAUUCUGGUAUUUGGACUGUACCCAUUUCCGGUGAUUUGUCACAACUCCGAUUCCUCGUGAGUGACAAGAUUCAAUCGAUGGUGGUCGAUGCCGCCCAACAAUAUGUCUACUAUCAAACCGAUGACAAUGUAUUCAAGAGUGCAUCUAUCCAAGGCAACCAUCCCAUCGUCACAACCCUCUACAGUGAACAUUCACCAUCGGCAUCUGGCAGUUGUGCUUGUGCCCCUGGAUUCACAGGUGCAACCUGCAGCACUUGUGAUGGCCGUGUCCGUUGGGUCGAUGGAAAUCCACAAUGUGUCAAAUUACUCGCCAAUGGAAACCCAGAAACCUGUUUCUAUGAUUGGGAAUGUAAUAAUCCACCAUACACUUAUUGUUCUGGUCAAUGUCAAUGUCGUAACAAUUUUGUUGGUGAUAGAUGUGAUCAAUGUUUUGGUACCAUUGAAUGGAGUUAUGGUUAUCCAUCUUGUAAUGUUCCUGGUAUCUAA